Astrephomene gubernaculifera is the source of this 2934-nucleotide messenger RNA. The record is from the annotation of a GenBank genome assembly. NCBI's taxonomy places the organism in Eukaryota, Viridiplantae, Chlorophyta, Chlorophyceae, Chlamydomonadales, Astrephomenaceae.
GAGGAAGUGGAGGAGGAGGAGGAGAUGGAGGUGGCGAGUCUUCCGGAGAUUGGGAAAGUGCGGAUGAGGAGGAAUCGGCUGGAGUGCUGCAACAACAGCUGCAAGAACAACAAGAACAGCAGCAGCAGCAGCAAGAGGCCGCCCAACAAGGCCCUCCGCAGCCCGAGCGACAACAGCAACAAGACCAACAACAGCAGCAACAGGAACAGCAGCAAUCCGAGGCGCCCCCGCCGCAUUGGUGGCAGCAACGGCGGCUGCGGGAUAAUGUGCUGUACGGCAGGGGCUUUGGCGUUGUAGACAGCAGCAGCGGCAGCGAUGAGGAUGAGGAUGGUGAGGGUGGCGGUAUCAACGACGUUGACAGCAGCCAUGACGAUUCUGUUGAAGAAAACAGCGACGGCAGCAGCAGCAGCGGGGGUGGUGAUGACGUGAGCAUGGACAACAGCAGCAGCAGCAGCGGGGAGGAUGGUGGCUGGGCCGGACUUAACGAGAUAGGUAACCUCGAAGGUUGGGUUCCUGGUGGCGAUGGGGGCGAGGAGGAGGAUGGUGGGGAGGAGGACAGCGGGGAUGCGGAUAUCCGCGGUGUGGUGGCGCUGGCGGCUGUGCUGGACUGGUUCGCCACGCGGGUGCUGCAGGUGGUCAAGUCCUACCUCGACUCGGGCCUUAUGCGGCUCAACGGCGGCAGGCUGCAGCCCUGGCAUAUUCAGCUAGCACUCGACACAACCCCACUGGGCCAGCUACUGCCACCGCCACCGCCGCCUUCCUCUACCGGGCCCUCCUUUGGGUGCAUGUUUCCCUGCCCUAGCGACCAUGUCGGUAGCAGCGGUGGCGGCAGCACCCCUGCUGCGGUCACCGCCACUGCGGGGUCGUGUCUGUUGGGUUCGCUGCCCUUGAGGUCCCUGGCACAAACCCUAGCCUCACUGGCGCUCCAGCCGACGUCUGCGUUGCUGGUACUAGCCGCCAGCGCGUGCGCGUGUGGGGAUGUGAGGAGGGAAUCAGCAUGCAGCGGCGGCGGAGGUGGAGGCGGCGGUGGAGGUGAAGGCAGCGGACGACAACCGCUGCUGUGUCCACUUGACCUGCGCCGCUACUGCGGGGUAUCUCUACCACCGGGAUGCUCGACUGAUGCUGCUACUGCUGCUACUGCUGGUGGUGGUGGUGCUGCUGCUGCCAGUGCGACGGGAGGAGCAGACGUGGCGGCGGCGGCGGCGGCGGUUGUGCGGGGGGGUGGCGUGCUUGGAUGCUGUUCGUACUGGUCGGGAGAGCAGUGUGAAGGCUGCUCCCGCCUCACAUGCGCCCAACGUGAGCUGCUGCGGGCGGAGGAGCGGCUGCAGCUGUGUGAGGCAACCCUCAGGAGCGUCUUUGCCGGGCUCAUCGCUUCGGGUAACAACGGCGAUGGCCCCUCAGGUGGCGAGGUUGCUGCUGCUGUUGCUCUUACGAGCAGCAGCAGCAGCCGUAGCCGUGCUGCUGUCGGUACUACACCUCACAUGAGCCAACCCCCACGUGAACUUACACGUGAAGAAGUGCUGCGAACCCUGACGCCACCGCCAAUCCUGCCGUACGUGGGCAGCUCCUCCUCAUCCUCCUCCGCGCAGAGCACGCAAUGCGACAUUGUCGUACAGGCGACAGGAGGGCUGUUGCGGCGCGAAUUGCUAGCGGAGCUGCUGCCACCGCCGCUGCGGGUGCUGCUGACGCCAGCGGCGCUAGUGCAUGCGGCGCGACUCGCUGACGUGAACCUGGCGUGUCGCCUGAUUAGGACCCACCACCUGCAGGCUGGGUGCUGGUGGCGGCGGCCCGGCGGCACCGCAUGGCUUCCGCAACCUAGCGGCGGCGGUGGCGGCAGUGGCGCCGGCGGCAACAACGUGCCGACGCAGUUCGUCGGACCUUCAGCCGCCGCGUCGUCAUCAUCGUCGUCAUCAGCGGCGGAGGCGGCGGCUGCCGUAUCGUCAGCGCUGGCGGAGGUGGUUAGGCCGGAUCCCGCCCAGCUGCUUCGGUUGCAGCCGCAGCUGCUAGAGUUGCAAGACGUCGAGGCGGCGGCGGCGCUGUGCCGAGAUCUGCAUGUCGUACUUUGUCGUACGAGGGGUACGACACGUCAGCCGCCGGCGGCAGCCACGUCAGCUACGGCUGGUACGACAUCAGCUUCAAGAGGAGCAGCGGCGGUUGAUGGUACUACCGGUAAUAUUGCGGAGCUGGCGGAUGGUAUGGCGACGAGGAGGGGUGCCGCGCUUGCGACGACGGCGGCGACGAUGACGGGUAUUCCACGCGCGGAGUUCAUGGGCUUGUUUAGGCAGUGCUGGGCCACAGUUCGGCAGGAACGCAGUGCAGCAACUGCUGGUGCUGCGGGUGCCCUAGGGGGUGUUGCUACUGCUGCUACUGCUGCUGCAGGGGCUGUGGGCUCUUCAGAUCAGCAUCCGCAGGGUUGGUUGCAAAGCCUUGCCACAAGAGGGCUGGAUGCGCAGUUGGGCUCCUCCUCAGGUGGACGAAGGCUGCUCCCACCGGCCAUGGGUGUGGAGUCUCAGAGUGCUGUCAGGCGGCAAUUGCGGCCGGUGCACGUCAUCGCGAGGAUGGCGACUGGAGGUCGUGAUAGCGAUCGUGUUAGGGCGGCGGAGGAGGCGGCGACGGCGGAGGCGGCGGCGGCGGAGGAGGAGGCGGAGGCGGCGGCGGAGCAGGAGGCCGUUAUUGCCGGUGCUGCUGCUGCUGACGGUGGUGACGUUCCUGCGGGCGCGGCUGCCAGCAAUAGCAGCAGCAGCGGCGCAGACCUUGAUGAACAUGAUGGGGGACCGUCUGCAGCUGCGCUUGAGGCGGGUGGUAGUGGUAACAGCAGCAGGAGGGGGCAGUCGGGGCAUGAGGAGGGGGCCCCAGACACCGAGGAGCAGGAUGGUGCCCCCAUGGAGGUUGAUGUGGGGGAAGGUGAUGAGGGUACCGAGGAGCGGGUUGAGG